Elaeis guineensis (African oil palm) is the source of this 1519-nucleotide messenger RNA. The record is from RefSeq and is a predicted model, not a curated record. Lineage: Eukaryota; Viridiplantae; Streptophyta; Magnoliopsida; Arecales; Arecaceae.
AGGGAAGGAAAAAUAGACAACAGGAGAAAGGAAAUGCUGUUCCUCUCCCUCCUAAACAAGCAUCUCUUGCUGUGCGCCAACAAACCUUCCUCCAAUGUAGAGGAGAGCGAGUCCUUCUCCUCCUCCUCCUCCUCCCAUCACUCCACCUCUCCCUCCCCAUUCCGUCGGUUCUUGUGCCGAUUGGGAUCGCUGAUAAUGCCCUGUUCCCCUUCGUCACCAUGCUCGCUGAUUCGGUCAUGGCUUCGGGAUUACGAUAGGAUCCAGGCGGUGGCUGUCGUUCUCAUCUACAUCCAAAUUGGUUGUGCUUUGAUUGGAUCCCUCGGUGCAUUGUUUAAUGGUGUGUUGCUGAUCAAUCUCGUGGUUGCGCUCUUUGCACUUGUUGCGAUCGAGAGCAGUAGCCAGAGCCUUGGCCGGGCUUAUGCUGUACUUCUUUUCUGUUCGGUUAUGCUUGAUAUUGCAUGGUUCAUACUCUUCUCCCAUACAAUUUGGGAGUAUGAUCCUGAGAAAUAUGGGCAAUUCUUUGUCUUCUCAAUCAGAGUUGCCUUUUUAAUGCAAAUUGUGGGUUUUACCAUAAGGCUAUUGUCCUCGUUUCUGUGGAUUCAGAUAUACAGACUGGGAGUUUCAUGUGUCAAUAGUACAACCUCUCGUGAAGCAGAUUUUGAUGUGAGGAAUAGUUUUUUUAAUCCUCCAAUUCAAGAAAUAACCAUAGAGAACUCCAAUGCUGAUGACAUCAUCGGUGGCUCUAUCUAUGAUCCAGCUUACUACUCUUCUCUUUUUCAAGCUACUCAGGAUAAGGGCUGUGUCCAUGAGGGUGAUAAUCAAAUUAUUGGUCGUAACAGUGGAUUGGCAUCAGUUGCUGAAACUUCACAACUUCAAUUAGGCCAUAGCAGGUCGUACCAGGUCAUUGAUGUUGAUAGGACAUUGAGAAAACCAUUGAUUCAAUGAAUUACUCUCUACUGAGCAUAUAACUCUGUUCAGCAUCUGUCCCAUGCGUUCUCCUUUAUUUUUUUGUUUCCUCAAUCUGGGUCAUGCUGUAUACUGAACUCAGCUUUGUAUAGUUAGCCAUUUUUAGCUAUUUUCGGCCCAGAAUAUACAGGGGUUCAAUAGAAAGAGAACCACAGUUUUUGCUUGCCAUUAUGUGCUAUUGGAACGGUGAAUGUUGCUUCUGAAACUGGAACGCGAGGAUGGGAGGAGAUCAGUUAGAAAUAUGGAAGCCUUGUUCUUUCGGGUAUGUCCUCGUCUGGUGAGAUCACUUAAACUUGGUUUUCAGCAUCAACUAUAGGAGGGCGAAAAUGGGAUGAUCGUUUCUGGUUAUCAAUUUCUUUGCAGUUAAUAUCUAAUGAAUGGACUUUGUGAAGAAAUAUAAGUACGUACAGGUUCCUUUGGAGUUAAAAGUCAACUUUGAGAAGCAUUAGUCAUUUGCUUGACUUGUGUGUAUAAAAGGCCUUGGAAAGUGAUGACAGAGAACUCCUGCAGAAGGUUUUCUUCUACCUUAAUGCUAUGCUAACUUCUGGUCACG